Messenger RNA from Ostertagia ostertagi, 450 nucleotides. The record is from the annotation of a GenBank genome assembly. Lineage: Eukaryota; Metazoa; Nematoda; Chromadorea; Rhabditida; Trichostrongylidae.
AUGAGAGCAGUACUCAUUUUGGUUGCGUGUAUCGUCGCAUCCGAAGCUUGCACGUGCUUUCCAUUCCCAUCCUUGAGGGACGCCUUCUGCUACUCAAGCUUCGUGGCACAUGUGAGAGCGGCAGGAAGAAUAAACGACACUGACUCUCAGACGGUUCGGUAUAACGUCGUGUAUCUCGAAACUUAUAGGGCACUUGGAUACAUCGAAAUCUGUCCAGACGGAUCAGCCGAUUUUAAGAAUCAGACAGAAUCGAGACAACUACCAACUGAGAUCGUCACCGGUUCAACUUCGGCGCUCUGUGGAAUAGAACUCAGAAUUGGUACCGAGUACCUCAUUGGAGGUAGCAUCGAGGAGAAUGGUGAACUGUAUAGCGAUCUGUGUGGUUUACUUCAAGAGUGGUCUUCAGUUUCUGCUACAAACAGAAGCGCCUUGAAAACCUACAGGUGCUAA